This is a messenger RNA of Neogale vison (American mink), 1379 nucleotides long. RefSeq names its product proline rich 29 (gene PRR29). The coding region runs from base 184 to 612 and encodes 142 amino acids. The record is from RefSeq and is a predicted model, not a curated record. The transcript is spliced from 3 exons. NCBI's taxonomy places the organism in Eukaryota, Metazoa, Chordata, Mammalia, Carnivora, Mustelidae.
CCGCUCUGGAGUCAUACCUGGAUUCUUCCAGUCCCUGCUCAGCCACUUUUUAGUGGGUGACCUUAGACAAGUUCCUCAACCUCUCUGAGCCUCAGUUUUCCCUCCUGCAAAAUAAGGAAAAAAUGUCUCCAAAGUACCUGACUUGCCCACAGUAGCUGCUCAGUAAAGGGCAGCCAGUUUAUCAUGCUCGCCUGGGGAAAUCAGAGGAACAGAGAAGUGGGGGUGGGGACACUGGGUCCUGUUUCAUCCUCCCUCCUCCCUUUGUCCCCCAAUCCCCAGGUCUACCUGGAGGGUCAGCAGGAGGAGGAGGAGGAGGAGGAGGAGAUGCAAGCCCUGGAGGAAGGGCCUUUGGUGAUUCACCACCACUACCUGCCCUGCCCGAUGCCCAUGCUGGGCCCCUCUCUACCCUGGCCAGUCCCUUCCUUUUCCCUCCCCCAACACCAGCCCCACUUGCAGGACACAGCCAGGAUUCAGCACUGCCCUCCUGCCUCUUGGAAAAGGAAGGGGAGAGCUGUAACUGUGCCCCCACCCCCACCCCCCAGUGCCACAGGCACUGUGGGUGCGGAUGUGCCCCCCGCUUCAGACUACUAUGAUGCCGAGAGCCUACCAUGAAGACAGACACCGGCCCUGGGACGCUGCCAGCUUCAUUGCAGAGCUGGAAAGAGCCCUGGAGCCCCCGAGUGCCCCUCUAGAGCCUACGACUCUGCACCCAUGCCUGGCAGCCCUCCCCAACCCAUCCCAAACCCCUCAACCACAGCCAGGCCCUCUCCUGUGUGAAUCAAAACCCUCUUCACCACAUGGAGACCUUGAACUGGCCUCAGCUCUGCCCCGGAGCACAGGCCCCUCUAAGCGCAUCCAGAGCUGGGAAGCCACCGCCGGUGGGGGGCCUUGGGUGUCUGGGAACCAGAGCCCUCCCUUGUCCUCCUCCACUCACCCUAUCUGGGAUGGCAGUGCUGUCGGGUCUUGGUGGCCUAGAGACAGAGCAGGAGGUGAGGGAAGGACUUGUGCAAGCCUCUUUGAACGCCUAGAGUGUUGGGGGAGAGGCCUGGCUCAGAGGGUCCUGGAGCUGAGCCAGUUCCCUUGGGCCCACCCUUGCCACAGGAAGCUAGCUCUUUUGGCCAGAAGAAGCCAGAGCCGCCCUGCUCCAAGCAGGAGUGGCCAGAGGUCCCCGAGUACCAAGUAGGAAUGGAACGUCUUUCUGCCUUCCUGGGCCAGGGCGUGUCUCCCCCGGCGUCCCUCAGGAGAAAUGAGUCACUCAGGGCUCCACGAGGACGGGUGUCUGGUGCCUGGGCUGGUCAGCAUGGGGACACCCCAGGGCCUGGGCUGGCUGGGGCUCUGGAAGGCCCCUGUGAGGGAGAAGCUUGUGGGAGGCUUAGGAG